Messenger RNA from Grammomys surdaster, 2062 nucleotides. RefSeq names its product interleukin 4 induced 1 (gene Il4i1). The record is from RefSeq and is a predicted model, not a curated record. Gene Ontology annotation, molecular function: L-amino-acid oxidase activity; polyamine oxidase activity. Gene Ontology annotation, biological process: amino acid catabolic process. The coding region runs from base 51 to 1955 and encodes 634 amino acids. The transcript is spliced from 8 exons. NCBI's taxonomy places the organism in Eukaryota, Metazoa, Chordata, Mammalia, Rodentia, Muridae.
CUCUGCUGUCCUGUGCAAGAGAGCUGGAGACAGCAGCUUCCACUUGAGCCAUGGCUGGGCUGGCCCAGUGUCUUGUCCUGGCGGCCACCCUCCUUGGUCUGGCAGUCUCUCUGGACUGGAAGGCAGCCUCCAGCCUGAACCCCAUCGAGAAGUGUAUGGAGGACCACGAUUAUGAGCAGCUUCUCAAGGUGGUAACCUUGGGCCUCAAUCGGACUUUGAAGCCCCUGAAGGUGAUAGUGGUUGGCGCAGGCGUAGCUGGGCUCGUAGCAGCCAAGGUGCUCAGUGAGGCAGGACACAAGAUCACCGUCCUGGAAGCAGAUACCAGGAUUGGGGGCCGUAUCUUCACUUUCCGAGAUGAGAAGACAGGCUGGAUAGGGGAGCUUGGGGCCAUGCGAAUGCCCAGCUCCCACAGGAUCUUGCACAAGCUCUGCAGGAGCCUGGGCCUCAACCUGACUCAGUUCACACAGUAUGAUGAGAACGCGUGGACGGAGGUGAAUGGUGUGAAGCUGCGAAACUAUGUGGUGGAGAAGAUGCCAGAAAAGUUGGGCUACAACCUGAGCCACAGAGAAAGGGGUCAUUCCCCAGAAGACAUCUACCAGAUGGCACUCAUCAAGGCCUACAAAGACCUCAAGGCCUUGGGCUGCAAGAAAGCCAUGCAUAAAUUCAACAAGCAUACGCUCCUGGAGUACCUCCUCAAGGAGGGCAACCUGUCCCGGCCGGCUGUGCAGCUCUUGGGAGAUGUGAUGUCCAAGGAGGGCUUCUUCUACCUCAGCUUUGCAGAGGCAUUACGUGCGCAUGCUUGCCUGAGCGAUCGACUACGGUACAGCCGAAUCGUGGGUGGCUGGGACCUGCUUCCGCGAGCGCUCCUGAGCUCGCUGUCGGGGCCGGUGCUGCUGAACGCGCCUGUGGUGUCGAUCACUCAGGGGAGGCACGAUGUGCAUGUGCACGUUGCCACCUCGCUGCGGCCUCACAGCUUGAAGACGCUGACGGCGGACGUGGUGCUGUUGACUGCCAGUGGGCCCGCGCUGCAGCGCAUCACCUUCUCGCCGCCGCUGACUCGCAAGAGGCAGGAGGCACUACGCGCGCUUCACUACGUGGCAGCCAGCAAGGUUUUUCUAAGUUUCCGUCGGCCUUUCUGGCACGAGGACCACAUCGAGGGCGGCCACUCCAACACUGACCGCCCAUCGCGCCUCAUAUUCUAUCCGGCGCGGGGCGAGGGCUCACUGCUUCUGGCCUCGUACACGUGGUCGGACGCUGCAGCCCCCUUCGCUGGACUGAGCACCGAGCAGACCCUGCGUUUGGUGCUCAAGGACAUGGCGGCCCUGCACGGGCCUGUGGUGUACCGGCUGUGGGACGGCAGGGGUGUGGUCAAGCGCUGGGCCGAGGACCCGCAUAGCCAGGGAGGCUUCGUGGUGCAGCCGCCAUCGUUUGGGCAAGGGGCCGAGAACUAUGACUGGUCAGCCCCCUACGGCCGCAUUUACUUCGCAGGCGAGCACACAGCUCUCCCUCAUGGCUGGGUAGAGACCGCUGUCAAGUCCGGGUUGCGGGCCGCGGUGAGGAUCAAUAAUAACUAUGGGUACGGGGUGCUCGACCCCGAGAUUUCAGAGUAUGCACAUGCAGAGGUCAGCUCCGCAAAAGACGGCUUCCAGUAUCUGGAAGGAGACCAGCUGGAGGAGCAGCAGGUGCCGGAAGACGUCAGCCCCGAGGGGCAGGAGCCCUCAAAGAAGCACUUCUUGGUGGAAACAAGCCCCGAAGGGCAGCAACACGUGUUCAUGGAGGCCAUACCGGAGCUGCGGGGACACGUGUUCGUGGAGACUAUCCCCCAGGAGAUGGGGCAUGUGCACCAGAAUAUAUAUCCUUCGGAGCGUGUGCAUGGGGAAGUCAUCCCAGAAUUACAAGGGCAUGUGGGACCUAGCACCCCGCAGCAUAUGCACCAAGAGGCGGACCACUCUUAAUUUUGUGCAAAGGGGAAUUGGGCACCCAGCUCCUAACCAGCCCUCUUCAGGGCAGACAGACCACCUACAAUAAUAGCCCACAAUAAAGUUAUUUUUGUUAAACCAGA